Penicillium verhagenii is the source of this 915-nucleotide messenger RNA. Its product is annotated as spherulation-specific family 4 protein. The transcript has 3 exons. The coding region runs from base 1 to 915 and encodes 304 amino acids. The record is from RefSeq and is a predicted model, not a curated record. NCBI's taxonomy places the organism in Eukaryota, Fungi, Ascomycota, Eurotiomycetes, Eurotiales, Aspergillaceae.
AUGGAGGCCCUUAAGCCUUCCGAGGGUGUCACACCACCACUGCGUCGGAAGUUCAACCUGCGGCGUCCAUGGUGCCUGGCAGGGCUGAUCACCGCAAUCCUAGUGGUUAUUAUUGUAAUUGUGGUCCCUCUGGCGGUGAUCCUUCCAAAGAAGAAUGCACACAAGGGAAAAGCAUCUAAAGUGCUCUACCCUGUGUAUGUCUAUCCCACGACCAACACCACUUGGGAUCCUUUAUAUGAAGCAAUUUCGACAUAUCCCGAAGUUGACUUUGUGAUCAUCGUCAACCCUUCGAGUGGACCUGGGGCCUCCACCCCAGACACUCAGUAUGCGACCGCGGUUCGUCGACUGGAUACUUAUUCCAAUGUGCAAAAGGUGGGAUAUAUCCCUACCAACUAUGCCAACCGCAACAUCACCGAUGUCUUGGAUGAUGUGGCCAGUUAUGCCAAUUGGACCGCAACCUCGACAGCUCUGGGAAUGGAUGGUAUUUUCUUUGAUGAAAUCCCCUAUGAUUGGAACUCCACCAAAGCCGAGUACCUGAGCCAAAUCAACGCAGCGGUUAAGAGUUCCAGUGGUAUCCAAUCGCCACACUUGAUUAUCCACAACCCAGGCACAAUCCCGGACUCCCAAUACGACGAUGACACCACGGACAUUACGGUCGUCUUUGAGCAAUCUUAUGAUUACUAUCUAACCCAGGAGAAAGUACUUGCCGAGGACCUAAGUGCCUCAAAUCGCGGCAACUACUCUUACAUGCUCCAUUCGGUCCCCACCAUGACCAACCACAGCCUCAAGAACUUUGUGGAUGAUCUCAGCCAUCGCGCCGCUUAUCUGUUCCUGACUACCUUAACUUCCAACUACUAUGAGCAGUUUGGGUCUGAGUUGGACCAAUUCCUCAGUGUUGUCCCCACCAAGAACUGA